UGUUCUGGUUCCUGCACAAAGCGAGGACGCUACACGAGGUCCGAGCUGUCCUUACAAGCGGAGCACCGGGCCACGUUAGUCCGAUAGAAGGCAGUAGAGAGCCGUGGAUUAGAAACAGCCAAACUCGGAACCGUGAAAAUCGUUAACAGAACAUUAUGGUGUAUAUAACACAGUGCUCAGCGUGAAUAUCUACGCACUUUCCGCCAUACAAUAACCGACUGACGCUCCCCACGGCUCACAGAGGCACCAGGAGCCGCACCGUUAAACCGGGGGCUUCAUCUUGAUGUUUUUCGUUUGGACCUCUUCGCCCGGACAUGUACUUAGUAUUCCGUGGGCGCAAAACGUCUAAUUAAUGUUACCCUUUCUCCGGACCACUGUCCCAAACGGCAGCCUCCGUUUAAAAUCUUUCCGUGAUCUGCCCCGGACUGAAGACCGAACCAACGCGCCGGGCGCCACCGCGGCGCCGAGCCGAGAGUCCGUAGAGACGUCCGCGUCCCGCCCGCCUCCCCAUGACCUCCGCUUCCCGGACAGCAGGAGACCGCAUUUGAGCCCGGCGUCGGCCUCGUCGCGCCCCUCGACGCCCGUAGCGCCACUGAUUCGGGCACAGCAGAGGCAGAGAGGCAUCGGGCAGAGAGGAUGGCGCUGCCCCUCGAAGAUGCCCGGAAGCUGGGCUGGAUGAUGCUGAAGUCGGUGACACGCUUCGUGUUCAUGUUCAUCAAUAACUGCGUCGCCAUCCCGUCAUACUGCAUAUACCUGCUCCUGCUCCAGCCCCUGAGGCUGAUGGACAGCCGCACCUUCUGGUACAUCGAAGGAGUAAUGUUCAAGUGGCUGCUGGCCAUGGUGGCGUCCUGGGGCUGGAUCGCGGGCUACACAGUGACGGAAUGGGGGGAUGAUGUGAGGCCCAUCUCUGAGGAGGAAGCCAUGGUUAUAGUAAAUCAUCAGGCCACAGGUGACGUCUGCACUCUCAUGAUGUGCCUGCAGGACAAGGGCACGGUGGUUCGAAAAAUGAUGUGGUUGAUGGACCAUGUAUUCAAAUACACAAACUUUGGGCUUGUGUCAUUAAUCCAUGGGGAUUUCUUUAUUAGACAGGGUAAAGCACACCGGGACAAGCAGCUCUUUUACCUGAAGGAUCACUUGGACAAAUUCUACUACAGCCGAGACAGGAAGUGGAUUGUGCUUUUUCCAGAAGGCGGCUUUCUGCGCAAACGGCGGGAAUCCAGCCAGUCCUUUGCGAAGAAGAACAACCUCCCUCACCUGACACAUGUGACUUUGCCCCGCCUGGGGGCCACACAGGUCAUCCUGAAGACCCUGAGCCCACAGCAGGAAAACGGAAGUCUCGGGGCAGGGGAUGCUAACCUGGCAGAAGCCAAGCCGAGGGGCCUGCAGUGGGUGGUUGAUGUUACCAUUGCCUAUCCCAAAGCCCGUCCCAUGGACAUCCAGACCUGGAUCUUUGGGUACAGGCCUCCCACGGUCACCCAUGUGCAUUACAGGAUCUACCCCGUCAAAGACGUCCCAGUAGAGACAGAGCAGCUGACGGACUGGCUGUACCAGAGGUUUGUGGAGAAGGAGCAUCUCCUGGCCCACUUCUAUCAAACAGGUGCUUUCCCACCCCCCAAAGGCCAACAGCAGGCUAACCCUAGGGAGAUGACGCUCGACAUUGCGUGGCUCCUUGUCAUACAGUCACUCGCCUUUCUGUCUGGUUACAUGUGGGUCAGUCUUCUUUGCAACUUCUACUGCUGGCUCUUCUGAUUUGGCUAGCAGCUGGAAGAGAGAUUGGACGGACAGGAUUGGGUCUCGAUGGCUUCAUGGCUCGGGGAUCAUUCUCUUGAUGUGUGAAUGUACAUUUGCUAAGUUAAAGCAUUGAAAACUGUACAUCUAUGCGGAACAUAUUUCCCCAAACCAUGGACGCUCACUCACACACACACACACGUAUAUACACACACGUAUAUACACACACGUAUAUACACACACGUAUAUACACACACGUAUAUACACACACGUACGUACACAUACGUACACACACACACACACGUACACACACAGAAAAAUGCAGAACUGCAACCACAAACACAAACUAAAUAAUCAUAGGCUCAGGACUCAUGAGGAGAAGGACAUGGCCGUCACCAAACUCCUCAUUUAGAUAGUGUGAGGGGAGUGACCUUCCAGCUGUACGCGCUCUUCUCAACCCAAUGGGGGCAGCAUUUCCAUCUCUGGGACACACCUGUCUUUGCCCCUUCUGAUACGAAGUUCAAAGACGCAUUUAGCCAGAAGAGCUGGAACUUUCCAGGCCCUGCUGCUGUGUAUGAGGUCUGCCUGCAACACUGCGAUCCUCUUCCUGGCCUCAUCUCCUCGAUUGCACUAUGGAUCCGUACUGCCCCCCCCCCCCCUAAACCCAGGGAUUCCUCAGAUCUCCGGGUUCCCCAGAUCCUUUUCUUUUCCCCUGUCCUACUCUUCUUCAAGCCGUUUGUUUCCUGAAAAUUUUGUUUCCAUUCUGAUUGACGGUAUCCCAGGUUUGGGUCCCCGUUUCCUUGUUUACACUGAUCAUCUUGGUGGGGCAGUUAGGAUAUCGGCCUGGUACUGCCAUUGUGACUGGACGGAGAUGGAAGCGGCUGCUUCAUGUGCCAGAGCAAGGCCCACACGCUGAUGACGGCGGACCGAUGGCGUGUGGGCGGGGCUCCGGUCGGGCGGGGCUCCGGUCGGGAGGCUGGCGGACACUGACGGAACUGCCUGGGUGCACGCGGCCAAUGCCCCGGGAUCACCGAGCUGUCUGCAAAUAUUUAAGCCAUAUGCUUAGAUGGGAAAAACUUUAUUUUAAAGGUCUGGGAGUGAUAAUCUUUAUUUUAAGGACUCUUUACCAAAAUGGUGUGUUCAUUUUUGGAAAAUAGCAGACAAUUUUAGGUGUUACUGUAAAUGUGCAGCGUAACCUGCCCAUGUGGGUGUGUGUGUGGGAGAAGCGUCUUUUAAUUUCUGCUUUCUGUAGUCUGUUUUUCCUCCCUUUUCUUCUCGUAUCUGCUGGGGUCACUCUGGGUAAAAUUGGAGCAACAGCAAUCGUGUCUGUGACAGCUCAGCUCCUGGCAUCUUCGUUUUAAAUUACUUGAAAUUAUCCCGAGUCAUGCUUUGUCCGGUCUUGUACAUAAAUAUGCAGGGCGACAGCUAAUGUUGUGACUAGAACCCUGUCUUUUUAAGUCCGAUGUUGCUCACCUGUUUUAGAUUGAAAUAUCAUGGACAUUUGAUUUGAAGACCUGUCGCUGUUCUGAGAUUCUUGUUUCCUUCAUCUCCCUGCCAAACACACGAUGGAUAUACGCACAGUGCAUUUUCACUACAUGGAAAUUUCAUUAUUACUCUUUAGUCAGGGGGGGAAAUCGGCCGUAUGUGUCAGAUGUUGCACUUGCAGUUUUGGGCUGAAGUAGCAGCAUCCGCAGCCUGGGGGGCAGCGGGCUGCCGUCUUCAGCCCCAGCGGGAAGGAGACGUGUGGUGCUUUGUCCAGGUGCACAACUGUGGGUGUUCAUAUGAUACAUAUGAAAUAACUGUAGGUUAUACAUGCUGAUUGGAACAAAACACUGACUAAAAAUAGACUUCUUCUGUUCAUGUCCCACAAUGUCAUGUUAGUCAUUGAGUGUUGGUAAAUACAGUCAUAUAGACUGAUAGUUUAAAAUGCAGUUUACCGGAAUUAGGAAUCCUGUCAUUUACCAAUUGCUUCAGCAAUUUAAAUAGAAGUCAUGUCUUCUAAAUGGCUAGCUUAUUAGCAUACCGGAUGGGUUCAGAAAGCUUGGUGGUCCAAAUUGGAGAAGCGUAUUUCUCCCGUCUCAGGCUAGUGUUUCCAUUUACCAGAUUCUGCCCCCUCUUGCUUUCCCACUCUGUCUCUGGGCAAUAUGAAUGUUCUGUGUUGGACACUAAUUCAGGAAGUCAAUAAUUAAAAUUUAACUCUUUUAACCGCCCCUUCCCCCUGCCCCAGGCUUGGCUGUAAGGCAAAAUGCACUGUAUCCUAUAAGCCUGUAUCCGCUUUUAAGAAAGCAGACCCCAGUGCUUCUGGGUUUUUUAACAGUGUUCAGACCCCUGGGUGUUCUAAUGGUAUGUGUCCCUCGGCGAUGAAAUAAUGUUGAAAUCUGUUUUUCGGAUGCAGUGGAUUUAAUGUGCUGUUGGGGAUGCUGGUGCCCCCCCUACUUUCGGUAAGAGGCACUGCGAAUGCUCCCAAGGCCUGCUUAAUGUCCCCAUGAGACGAAAAGCUGCAGCUUGACCACUGUAAUGCAGUGAAUACAAGAUCAUCGCUCACUGUCAAGAGCUAAGAUAACUGGAACAGUGAGGAAUUUUAAGUAUUCUGAUCAUUGUAAUGUUUAGUUUGCUUGAAGACCAAACGGCCAGCAUCAGAAUUGUCUUGUACCUGCUUCAUCUGUGCCUGAGAAGGCAUGUGAGCCAAUGUGUCUAUUUCCACACCGAAAUGGCAAAUUCUUCACUGAAUUCCCCUUCCUUUUAACGUGUGGAUGUUCUUUGGCCGCCUUCAAACACUGCCACCGGAAUCAACUAAAUCCACACUUAAGGUUGGCCUCCUGCCCAUAAGUGCUGUUUUGUGUUGCUCUGUCCAUUCUCCGGGUUCUUACAUUCCUUUUUUUAUCCCAUUGAUCUUGUGAAAGGGAUGCAUUUCUGAACAGAGGUGGUCAUCUAAUAUUAAUCAUAAAGAACAAUAUGAACAGGCCCUGAAAGGUAUCUGGUUGAGAUCGACUAAUAAAUUUUAGUAUGAAAACUCUUCGGACCUCUUGGGAGGGGGGGGUUUCUGGCCCGCUUGACUAUGUGCUUACACUUGUGAUCGGCUCUAAAUAGAGGCUACAGAGCAAUAGGUGUGCUUGUUGUAACGUAAGUGAAGUUUAGAUAAGACUAAUGAUCUAGUCAUCCUAGAGUAGAGCAGUAGAGCAAGUCUCAAGAUUUGUGAUUACGUGGUAAUAUCUAGGCUGUAAUUUGAAUCAAAAGUCGCAUUUUCCGUUGUGAUCAUGGUUUCGAGGCUGUAGUGUAUUACGUUUUGUUGAAUGAGACCCAAGUCUGACGUAGGAGUGUAGGGGAAAGAGCUUUGAUACAGACGCAGGUCAGAGGGGCUCUCUGUGCGUUCGAGGACUGCUGAGACAGUGUCUUAUGACAGCAGUUAAUUGUGGCUCUCAGAGUUGCUGCAAGUCUCUCAAUUCCUGUCGUACUGUUUCAGUGUAAUGCACUAAUGCGGAAACCACAGGGUUUCGUGCUUUUUAGCUUUAAAGCUGUCCAAGUUGUGAACGUUGGUUUUACUACCGGAAAGGUGAUUGGAGACGAUAUCCUUGACUAAGGAUACUGCGUUACAGUAGCCUUAACCACUGUGAUCACGUGAUCAAGCCUCUGGGAAAAACAUUCUGGGGAAAAAUGUCCACAAAUCUCUGAUGCAGUUUAUUUCUGUGGCGUCACUGUAUGUGUUUGUCGCGAUAGUCUUUCCUUUUUUGAAGGAAGAGAAAAUGUCUGAAUUUUGAAUCGAAGAGGAGACUCAGUCAACAAUUUUAAAAAUGUAUUAAUUGUGACUAUCAGAAGUGUAAGCAAAUGGUUUCACAAAAUGCCAAUACAAUAAAAGUUCUUACAUGAUA
This is a messenger RNA of Brienomyrus brachyistius, 5597 nucleotides long. RefSeq names its product lysophosphatidylglycerol acyltransferase 1 (gene lpgat1). NCBI's taxonomy places the organism in Eukaryota, Metazoa, Chordata, Actinopteri, Osteoglossiformes, Mormyridae. The record is from RefSeq and is a predicted model, not a curated record. The transcript is spliced from 9 exons. The coding region runs from base 637 to 1749 and encodes 370 amino acids. Gene Ontology annotation, molecular function: acyltransferase activity. Gene Ontology annotation, cellular component: endomembrane system.